AGGAAUGCCCCCGAGGUCGCACAGCUGGUGACAAACAACUCUCAGUGCCUUCAUCAAGCCGGCUGCUUCACAGGCACAUCUCUGGUGACAGCCUGGGAGAGACUCAGUUCUAAUUAAGGAGCAUCACACACCAUCCUUUCCGGAGGACAGUGGCAAAGACAGCUUCCCUCUGUCCUGCAUUGCGACCCUUCCUUUGAGACCCUCCCCCACGAGGGACCCUGGAGUGUCACGAAGUUUAAUUACCCCACAACCCCUUUGGAUGGGAAAGGAAAUCGCUGUUAAGUUUGAUAAAGCUUCAUCAAGAGAUGUUAUCAGCAGUUUAAAGAUUGCUAACGAAGCAGGCUACUUUAUUUCCUGAAAAGACAAAUUAUAUGCAAGAAAAACCAACCCACCACGAGUGGUCCACGUGGCCUGUGACUAUCUCGGGGUGAUGUCAGGCACGCCCGGGUGGCCAUCGCCCAGUGGAAGUGAAGUUGGCCGUAGCAGGCCUUGAGGCCCCCAGGCCUCCCCCGUUGCCUUGUGAUCAAGCCUCCGUCUCUGGGAUUUUUCUUCAAAGUUCCUCCCCAGUUCUUCGUGAUUUCCUCCAGCCCAUCACUGGGAGGCCCCAUCAGGAAAGCAGAAAUGGCGACCACGAGGAAAAGGAUUCUCAAACUGCUCACCCUCCUCAUCCUCUUCAUCUUCCUCACCUCCUUCUUGCUGAACUACUCCAAUACCAUGGUGGCCACCCCCUGGUUCCCCAAGCAGAUGGUCCUCGAGCUCUCUGAGAACGUCAAGAGGCUGAUGCGGUAUCCCCACAGGCCCUGCACCUGCGCUCGCUGCAUCGGACAGCGGGAGGUCUCGUCCUGGUUCGACGAGAGGUUCAACCGGUCCAUGCAGCCGCUGCUGACAGCACAGAACGCACUCCUGGAGGAAGACACCUAUAACUGGUGGCUGAGGCUCCAGCGGGAGAAGCAGCCCAACAACUUGAACGACACCAUCAAGGAGCUGUUCCGAGUGGUGCCCGGAAACGUGGACCCCCUGCUGGAGAAGAGGUCGGUGGGCUGCCGGCGCUGUGCCGUUGUAGGCAACUCGGGCAACCUGAAGGAGUCCUGGUACGGGCCACAGAUAGACAGUCACGACUUCGUGCUGAGGAUGAACAAGGCCCCCACAGCGGGGUUUGAGGCCGACGUGGGGAGUAAGACCACCCACCAUCUGGUGUACCCCGAGAGCUUCCGGGAGCUGGCGGAGAACGUCAGCAUGGUCCUUGUCCCCUUCAAGACCACCGACCUGGAGUGGGUGGUCAGCGCCACCACCACGGGCACCAUCUCCCACACCUACGUUCCUGUGCCCGCAAAGAUCCAAGUGAAAAAGGAUAAGAUCCUGAUCUACCACCCGGCCUUCAUCAAGUACGUCUUCGACACCUGGCUGCAGGGCCACGGGCGGUACCCGUCCACCGGCAUCCUCUCGGUCAUCUUCUCCCUGCACAUCUGUGAUGAGGUGGACUUGUACGGCUUCGGGGCAGACAGCAGAGGGAACUGGCACCAUUACUGGGAGAACAACCCAUCGGCGGGGGCUUUUCGCAAGACCGGGGUGCACGAUGGGGACUUCGAGUCCAACGUGACGGCCACCUUGGCGUCCAUCGACAAGAUCCGGAUAUUCAAGGGAAGAUGACACUGCGAAGGGUUAAGGGCUGAUGCACCAGAGCGCGCCUCUCGAGGUCCAGCCCCAGCGUCUCGCCGGAGCCAUUCCGUCUAUGGAGCUCCGAGGGCCAGCCUUGAGGGUGCGCCCAGGUGCCUCUUGCAGCCUCUUGCACCCCAACUUUUGGCAGCAUCUACUCAGCAAGGUCGCCGAGCCCUGCCAGGGCUGCAGAGCAAUCUCAGAACUGGUCUCUGGUGGGGAGAAGCUCCUUGCUGCUGUCCCGGGGCCGGGGAAGGUGGGGAGACAGACGAGGGAGAGGUCCAGUCUCCAAACG
Ceratotherium simum simum (southern white rhinoceros) is the source of this 1951-nucleotide messenger RNA. Lineage: Eukaryota; Metazoa; Chordata; Mammalia; Perissodactyla; Rhinocerotidae. The record is from RefSeq and is a predicted model, not a curated record.